Salvelinus namaycush (lake trout) is the source of this 7496-nucleotide messenger RNA. Its product is annotated as latent-transforming growth factor beta-binding protein 4-like. Gene Ontology annotation, molecular function: calcium ion binding; transforming growth factor beta binding. NCBI's taxonomy places the organism in Eukaryota, Metazoa, Chordata, Actinopteri, Salmoniformes, Salmonidae. The record is from RefSeq and is a predicted model, not a curated record. Bases 376 to 6216 code for a protein of 1946 amino acids. The transcript is spliced from 36 exons.
CUGCUUCCAAUUAAGUGGACAGGCACUCUCUCUUAAGAAAGCUUUUUUUUGUUGUAGCACUCACACACACGGAUGCUUCCCUCCUCAAAGUUCAUAAUUUCUUUGGUUGGUGUGUUUAGGGAAAAAAGAAGGGAAGCGUUGGGUCUGUUUUUCUUUUUUUCCUCCUCUCUUCCUUCCCCUCCUCGUCCUGCGCCAGUUGCGAGAGAGUGUGAGAGAGAGAGAGAGAGAGAGUGUGAUUGAAAGAAGCGUAAGAGUAAGCGUGGAAUUCCCUGGUCUUCCCCUCACAUCUCUUCCUGCCGUGCGUGGCAGCUCUUCUCGUGGAUCUCUGUGGUGUCUCUUCUCCGUGGGAUGCAUCGUCAGUAAACGGACGGCACCAUGCUCCAGCUCAGACCCAGACUCAGUCUCCUACCGCUGCUCUACCUCUGCUUCGUCUUCUUCCCCCUUCCAGCCAGCAACCAGACCGCCAGCCACCGAGGAGGAACGGCAGCAGGGGCAGGAAGGAGAGGAGCUGAGCGCAUCAAGGUGCUCUUCACCCCGACCAUCUGCAAGGUGCGCUGCACCCAGGGACGCUGCACCAACUUCUGCGAGCAGGGCAAUGUGACCACCCUCUACAACAGUGAACAGGGGGGCCGGGCUGCGCUGGGACCGGGCUUCAGAGUCUUCCUGUGCCCCAUGUUGUGUCAAAAUGGAGGGGUCUGCAUCCAGAAGGACCGCUGCCUCUGCCCGCCAACCUUCACCGGCAAGUUCUGCCACAUCCCCGUGGCCACGCCCUCCACCAAUGACAUUGAGAAGCCUCCGCGCAUCCCCUCGGUGCUGGCCAGUCAGCAGCUGCUGACCCAGUCGGAGUACAUUCUCCCCCUGCAGAGCCAGCAGCAGAGCCACAGUCAGCCCAGCGGUGCGUCUGGCUUAUCCAUGGUCAAGGUGCGGGUGCAGCACCCCCCAGAGGCAAGCGUGAAGAUCCACCAGGUGCUGAAGGUGGGGUAUGGGCCAGGCACAGUUAGGGAGCAGUCGGAGAUGGUCACCUGGUCAGCAGGCCUCUCGGGGGCCAGGACCAGUGUUCUGCCAGGGGAGAGGGCCGAAGCCCCACCACCCAAACCCAGAGUCCAGGCCCAGACCCUCCACGGUGACUCCACCUACACAGAAUCCUCCGGGUUCAAGUACUGCUUCAGGGAGGUCCGCAACGGCCAGUGCAGCUCACCUCUCCCAGGACUCAGGAGUCAGGACACCUGCUGCCGAGGGAUUGGACUGGCCUGGGGCAUCAACGAGUGUGUCCUAUGUCCCCCUAACACAGGAAACGGAGUCGAUGGGAGCUGUCCGGCUGGAUUUGAGAGGAUCAACGGCACCCAGUGUGUUGAUGUUAAUGAGUGUUUGCAGCCAGGCUUCUGUGAGAACGGCAACUGUGUGAACACUCGGGGGAGCUAUAGUUGUGUCUGCAGGCAAGGAUACAUACUGGACGCCUCUCACGGGAUCUGUAUCUCCCGUAAGGUGAUCUCGGAGGAUAAGGGCCAGUGCUAUCGUAUCCUAAACUCUGGCUCUGGCCGUGGUAGCUGCUCCGUGCCCAUCCUCAGGAACAUCACCAAGCAGAUCUGCUGCUGCAGCCGUGUGGGCAAGGCCUGGGGCAAGAACUGUGAGAGGUGUCCCUACUUUGGAUCAGUUGCUUUCAAGGAGAUCUGCCCAGCAGGGCCUGGCUACCACUACUCUGCCUCUGCCAUCAAGUUCAACCAGAGGGUGGUGGAGCAGCACGGGACUGGAGGUCCUCCUGUCAUAUCCCAGAGCACUCCACAGACCAGGCCACAACAACCAGCCCAAACUAGUCCCCAACAAUCUUUAAGCUCAGGCUCUCUCCCUCCCCAAACCAGGCCUCAACAACCAGGUAGCACUACUCUGCUCACCACUCUGACGAGACCUCAGCAACCAUCAAGCUCAGGCCCUUACAAUCCGCAAAUUGGAUCCCAACAGCCUUCAAGCAGUGGUGCACUGACUCCCCAAACUAGACCCCAACAGCCAGAUGGUAGAGCUCUCACACCUCAGACCAGACCCCAGCAGCCAUCGAGUGGAGGCUCCCUGUCCCCCCAGGGCAGACCACACAUCCCAGCCAUCUCUGUUACAGCAGGACCCACCCGGGUGGUGACAGCUCGACCCCCCACGAAGACCCAACGGCCUCCAGUUGACCGACGGCCAGUAUCUCCAGUGAGACCCGCCCAGCCCCUCCCAUCUCCGGUCACGCCCCGCCCACCCAUCCCCAGGCCAGUGCGGGGUGUGUGUGAGACCAUGCCCCAGGUGUGUGGACAGGGCCGCUGUGUGGACCAGCCCGGAGGGAGACAUACCUGCAUCUGUAACGAGGGAUACCAACACAAUGCUCAGCAGACUCAUUGUCAAGACAUAGACGAGUGCAGGACGUCUCCCCCGCCCUGCGGCAGCGGCCGCUGCCAGAACACAGAAGGGGGCUACAGGUGCAGCUGCCCCUCUGGAUACCAGCCGGGACCACGGGGCACCAGCUGUAUAGAUGUCAAUGAGUGCAUCCAGGCUCCCAGUCCCUGUUCUGUUGGGGAGUGUGAGAAUACACCAGGCCGCUACAGAUGUGUGUGUCCUGCUGGCUUCAGAGCCAACUUCCAACAGACGCAGUGUCAAGAUAUUGACGAGUGUCGUCAGGUUCCGAACCCCUGUAACAACGGCCGCUGUGAGAAUAGCCCUGGUAGCUUCAAGUGUGUCUGCCGCACUGGGUACAAGCUAGAGGGCAACACGUGUAAAGAUGUGGAUGAGUGUGAGGACCCCUUGAAGUGUCCUGGUCAGGCCUGUGUCAACUCUCCAGGAUCAUACAAGUGUGUGUCUUGCCCACCAGGGUUUGGGCUGCUCAACGAACAAUGCCGAGAUGUUGACGAGUGCCGUCAGACCCCCAGCCUUUGCACCAAUGGUCGUUGUGAGAACACUCCCGGGAGCUACAGGUGUGUUUGCCACACGGGAUACAAACUACAAGGCAAGACCUGCGCAGAUGUGGAUGAGUGUGAGGACCCUUUGAGGUGUCCUGGUCAGGCCUGUGUCAACUCUCAGGGUUCUUACAACUGUGUGUCUUGCAAGCCAGGCUUCAGCAUGAUCGAUGGACAAUGCUCAGAUAUAGAUGAGUGUCGUCAAUUCCCCGGCCCAUGCACCAACGGUCACUGCGAGAACACCCAGGGUAGCUACAGCUGUGCGUGUCUCACUGGCUACAGACUACACAGUGAUACCUGUACAGACGCGGAUGAAUGCGCAGACCCGUCCCAGUGCCCUGGCCAGGAGUGUGUCAACUCCCAGGGCUCAUACAAGUGUGUGUCCUGCAAGCCAGGCUUUGGGCUGGUCAACAGACGCUGCACAGAUGUUGACGAGUGCCUCCACAGCCCCACUCGCUGUGCUAACGGUCGUUGUGAGAAUACGGCUGGAAGCUACAAGUGUGCGUGUCCAUCUGGCUUCAGGCUACAGGGCAACACCUGCGGAGAUGUCAAUGAGUGUGAGAACGCUCUGCAGUGUCCUGGUCAGGAGUGUAUCAACUCUGAGGGCUCCUUCAAAUGUGUGGCCUGUAGCCCAGGCUUUGAUGCUGGAAAUGGACAGUGUACAGAUAUUGAUGAGUGUCGCCAGACCUCCAACCUAUGUACCAACGGCCUCUGUGAAAACACUCUCGGUAGCUACCGGUGCGCUUGUCGCCCCGGGUUCAAACUACGGGACAGCAUCUGUAUUGACGUUGAUGAAUGCGAAGACCCCUCACAGUGUCCUGGGCAACGGUGUGUGAAUUCUGAAGGCUCCUACAAGUGUAUCGCCUGCAAAGCUGGCCACAGUAUGCAAGAUGGGUUAUGCGCAGAUGUGGAUGAAUGCCAGAGCCCUGACACCUGUGGUGCAGCGAGGCUAUGUGUGAACACGGACGGCUCCUACCGCUGUGACUGUCAACCAGGCUACAGAACCACUGGCCUUGGACGCCAAUGUAGAGACGUCAACGAGUGUCUAGAGGGGGAGUACUGCUUCCCCAAGGGAGAGUGUGUGAACACAGAGGGCUCCUACCGCUGUGUGUGUUCCCAGGGUUACACCACCAGCAGCGACGGCAGCUCCUGCCUAGAUGUGGAUGAGUGUGCCAGGUCAGGCCCGGGGGCGUGCCAGGAUGGGCACUGUGUCAACACAGAGGGCUCCUACCAGUGCCAGUGCCAAGUGGGAUUCACCACCAACCCAGAGAAGACAGCCUGUCUGGAUGUAGAUGAGUGCUCAGAGGGAGCAGUGUGUCGGUCACAACGUUGUGAGAACACCAUUGGCUCCUACCGCUGUAUCACCUCCUGUGAGCCGGGCUACCGGGUCACUCGCACCGGAGAGUGCGUCGAUAUCAAUGAGUGUGCCAAUGAGACCGUAUGCGGGGAGCAUGCGUUCUGCCAGAACCUAAUUGGAACAUACCAGUGCAUGUGUGACCAGGGCUACACAGCCACCAGCGAUGGGAAGGGAUGUGUGGAUGAAAACGAGUGUGAGACUAUGCAGGGUGUGUGUGGCGCGGCACGCUGUGAGAAUGUGGAUGGCUCCUUCAUGUGUGAGUGUCCAGGAGAGGGGGAGGAGUUUGAUACGCGCUCAGGACAGUGCCUCAGCACACCCCGACCAGGUCUUCCAGUGUUCCCUGGCGGCUCCUCCUCGUCUUCGUCUUCCUCCACCACCGGCCUCGGUCCCCAGCGUCGGCCCGAUGCGUCCCAGCUGCCCCCUGCUCGGCCUGGCGAGUUGAGGGAGUGUUACUACAACACCGAGGAGCAGAGCUCGUGCAGCGUCCUGGCCCGCAACACCACUCAGCAGGAGUGCUGCUGCACCGUGGGCCAGGGCUGGGGCAUGGGCUGCCAGUAUGACCCCUGUCCUCAGCUAGGCACAGCCGAGCACCAGGCGUUGUGCCCCAGCGGACGAGGAUAUGUGACUGGGCCAGGAGCGUUUAGCUACAAAGAUGUGGAUGAGUGUAAACUGUUCCACCCUGAGGUGUGUAAGAGCGGUGUAUGUGUCAACAACAUCCCUGGCUACUCCUGCUACUGCACCAGUGGCUACUACUACGACAACGUGUUUCUGGAGUGCAUCGAUGUUGAUGAGUGUGAGGCAGGGGAGGACAGCUGUCCAGGGGGAAUCUGCGUCAACACAUUAGGCUCACACUUCUGUACCUGCGUGCCUCCUCUUGUGUUGGACGACACUCAGCGCAGCUGUGUCAAUUCCACUGGCCUCGCCGUGGAUGAGAACCUGUCCUUCUGCUGGCAGUAUGUCACACCAGACCUGGUGUGUCAGAGCCCCCUGCUGGGCGGACAGGUCACCUUCACUGAGUGCUGCUGUCUGUAUGGAGAGGGCUGGGGACUGCAGUGUGCUCUGUGUCCUGCCAGAGACUCAGAGGACUAUGAGGCUCGGUGUAACGUCUUCCUGAGGCCCCCAGAGUUUCCUCCCCCCUUCCCUGACCGCUACGGUCCGGACCCAGGGCCAGGUAGAGGAGGAGGGGGGGGGUAUCGCGUGCCAUAUAGACCGGACUCCUUCCCAGACCCCAUCCCCCGCAGGCCUGAGUACCCCCGGCCUGACUAUGAUGACUACACACCACCAGGGGGCAGCAGGCCUGGCUUCAGAGGCAGAACGCCCAGCACCUUCAGGGUCCCAGAGAGCCCAUACAGACGGCCCUCAGGAUACAUUCCUGAGCGGUACUAUGACGAGGACGACUACGGCCCGCCUGACGCGCCUCCGAGAUCUCCCUUCCGCACCCUCCCAGACCCUCGUUCUGAGCUUGCCUUUGGGGCGAGGCCCCCUCUUCCCAUCCCUGAGGGCCUCCCUCUGAGUCUGGCCCCCCUCCCGGACAGUGACCCCUACAGUGAGGAGGAGGAGGUGCCAGAACCCUGGCAUGUGGAACCCCCGUUCCCUGACAGACGGGGGCCAGGUGGUGGAGGCGGAGGCCCAAGGAGAGUCUAUGAGAGACGAUAUGAGCCGUAUGCAGGCCUGGGCACAGAGGACUGUGGGAUACUGCACGGCUGUGAGAACGGCAGGUGUAUCCGUGUGGCGGAGGGAUACACGUGUGACUGCUACGAGGGAUACGAGCUGGACAUGACCUCCAUGGCCUGCAUAGACAUCAAUGAAUGUGAGGAUCCUGACAACGUGUGUGCGAGCGGCCGAUGCAUCAACACAGACGGCUCCUAUCGCUGUGUGUGUCACCGAGGCUACGUCAUGUCCCGUCGGCCCAACCACUGUGUGGCAGCAUAGCACAGCUACUACUUUGAACAUUGUCUUCCCCCACUCAACAGUCACAUCUGCUACUGGGGAAGUGCCAGGGGCCCACUAAAAUACCUGUCCAAAAAAGCUGAGAGGGUUGUUCUCUGAAGAAACCGUCAACGUACUGACGUAUCGUGUCUGAGAGAGAUUUGAGUCCGUAGAACUCUGAUAUUAAUACAGUUUGAGUCUUAUACAGCACGCACAACUCAUUAUACAUACACAUGAGCUCAACUACACACACACACACUUGAGACUGAUAUUUUAAAGCAGGUAAAUAAGUAUGUCCUUUAGCCAACCUUUCCUUUGAAGUUGAAAUGCAUAGUGGGGAAAAAGAGGUUAAUGUACAUUGUCCAGAAUCCUAACUAUACGAACACGUAUUUAAAGGUAGUAUUCGGCCCAUUGAGGUUGCUCACUUUGAGCUCGAUCACAAUCAACACACCGUGUUCUAUGUCUAGACCUGAGGCAGAUAGGAACCAUUAAAUGGGACCAGUGUAGUCUCCAAGACAAAGAUGACACGCUACUGCUACAGACGAGCAGAGCCUUUGUCUAAGACAGAAUCUCUGUCUGUGGAUGUUUUGUUAACGAACGCUCUCUUCAGCUGGACUGUACAAAAAGCACAGCAACAUCACGACAUCGCUGAACCAAAUUUGUAUUCCUCUAAAAUGUCAGUGACUUGUAUUCUCUCCAUUUGUUGAUUUUACAACCCCACUGAUGUUUUAUGAUUGCUUCUUGUAUUAAUUUAUGCUGUUCAAAGUUAAAUGACUCUUUAUGUAAUAAUAACUUUUAUUAUUUUAUAGAAAUGUAUAUGCGGAAGAGGAAGCUACACAUCACUGACAUGUUUGUACAUUUAUUUCUUUAGACUUUUUUUUUUUUACAUGAGAAUCGAAUGUACCUUAAAACUGAUAUAAGAUAGUUGACUUUGUAUUCACAAUUUGAAAUGUUGUUUGUGUGAUCAAUACAAAAUCAGUGAUAAAAUACCAUGUACAUAUUUACAAUUGAGAAAUAACUUUUUUUACCAAAUGAUAUCUGUUUCAGUGAGUAGAACCAUUUCUGUAAAUGUUCCUUCCUGGUGUAGUUUACAAGCUGAAACAAACCCUAAAGCAUUUCCACCUUUCAGCACCUAAAGAUGUAUAACACUAUGCACUGUAUUCAUGGACGACGUAGCCGUUUUUUGUAUUUGUUUCUGGUUAAUUGUUUUGUCAGUGAUUUUUUUAAAAUCUUUAUUGCUAUGAAAACUAUUUGAAAAUAUAUUUGCACACUUUCCAUUCCAA